This is a messenger RNA of Esox lucius (northern pike), 3456 nucleotides long. It is a transcript of the gene fshr, whose product is annotated as follicle stimulating hormone receptor. The record is from RefSeq and is a predicted model, not a curated record. Gene Ontology annotation, molecular function: G protein-coupled receptor activity; follicle-stimulating hormone receptor activity; protein binding. Lineage: Eukaryota; Metazoa; Chordata; Actinopteri; Esociformes; Esocidae. The transcript is spliced from 12 exons. Bases 300 to 2396 code for a protein of 698 amino acids. Gene Ontology annotation, cellular component: membrane. Gene Ontology annotation, biological process: follicle-stimulating hormone signaling pathway; male gonad development.
CACACACACACACAUCACUCAGGGAAGAAACACCAGCCUCUUUCAAUCUUUGUGUCUGUCUCUCACAUACUUGCUCCCAAAGAUUUUCUGUCCAACUCACUGCUGACCAGAAAGUCAUAGAAAAUAAGUGAGGGUCCAGCUGAAGUAUCUGUGCUGAUAUAGAACGGAGAAGAGAGAAGUAGAGGACAGCGGAGGGGAGAAGAACGGAGCAGAGAAGAGGAGUAGGGACGACAAAUAACUUCGGAGGAGGAAGGAGAGGGCAUUGUGGACAUCUCUAGCACAGAGAAUAGAGGAAGGAGAUGAUGAAGACGAUGCUCUGUGUGUUGUGCUGCGUGUGCGUGGCUCAGGCUGAGAUAGGAACUGUCACCCCUGGAGCAUUCCUCUGCAUGGGCAAUAGCAUCACACGCAUUCCCGCGCACAUCCCUGAGACAACCACCGACCUGGAGUUGAAACAGACCCACAUAAGAGUGUUUCCCCCGGAUGCCUUCCGCAGCUUUAAGCAGCUCACCACCAUUGUUCUAACAGAGAAUAAUAUGUUAAAGGACAUUGGGGCGUUUGUUUUUGCCAACCUUCCCAGGCUCACUGAGAUAACAAUCACCAAGUCUAAACAUCUGGUCAUCAUCAAUCAGCAUGCUUUCAUGGGACUACCCAGACUAAAAUACCUGACGAUCUCCAACACCGGACUGAGGUUUCUACCUAACUUCUCCCAUAUCCACUCCACUGUCCCAAGAUUUCUGCUGGACCUACAGGACAAUAUUCACAUAAAAAGCAUCCCAAGCAACGCUUUCCGUGGCCUCACCAUUGAUACAAUAGAUGAACUACGACUGAAUCAGAAUGGCCUGAGGCAGGUGGAAAGUCAUGCCUUUAAUGGAACCAAGAUACACAAACUGUUUCUCAUGGGGAAUCUGCAGCUUUCUCAUAUCCAUGACAAUGCCUUUGUUGGAGCUGAAGGGCCUGGCUUUCUAGACAUCUCUCGUACUGCUGUGAGCUCCCUGCCGGAGUCAGUGCUGGGUGAACUGGAGCAUCUGCUGGCUGUCUCCGUGUUGUCUCUCAGAGUUCUGCCUCAACUGUCCCUGUUCACCAAGCUACGCCAGGCUAACCUCACCUACGCAUCUCACUGCUGUGCCUUCAAAAACCAACAGAGGAACAAGUACAUACACAAACACACUACAAAUAGUUCACCAUGCAAGAUAUCUGUGUAUAGUAUCCUAAUGAGAGUGUGUGUGUGUGUGUCCGUGUGUGUGUGUCUGUCUGUCUGUCUCAGGACUCGCCGGAUAAGCUCUGCAUGCUUUAAACCUGAGGCUGAAAAUGAGCAACACUUUUUUCUGGACUUCUGCUUAAACUGGACCACCGUGGCCUGUAGUCCCCUCCCAGAUGCCUUUAACCCCUGUGAGGACAUCAUGGGCUCCACGCUGUUACGCGUCCUCAUCUGGAUCAUCUCUGUGCUUGCGUUGCUUGGCAACACCGUAGUGCUGCUUGUGUUGCUCUGCAGCCGAGCGAAGAUGACAGUGCCACGCUUCCUGAUGUGUCAUCUGUCAUUUGCUGAUCUGUGUAUGGGCGUGUACCUGAUGGUCAUAGCAACAGUGGACAUACGUACGAGAGGACAGUACUACAAUCACGCCAUCAGCUGGCAGACCGGGGUGGGCUGUGAAAUCUCUGGAUUCUUCACUGUGUUUUCCAGUGAGCUGUCUGUCUUCACCCUGACGGCCAUCACCCUGGAGCGCUGUCACACUAUCACACACGCCCUACGGCUGGACCGUAAACUCCGCCUCCGACACGCCUGUGUUGUCAUGGCUACCGGCUGGGCCUUCUCCUUUGUUGCAGCUCUGCUACCCAUCAUAGGGGUCAGCAGCUACAGCAAGGUCAGUAUCUGCCUUCCCAUGGAUGUGGAGCGGCUGCCCUCCCAGCUGUAUGUCUUGUCACUCCUGCUGCUGAACGUCGUGGCCUUCCUGUGCGUGUGUGUGUGCUACUUCGGCAUCUACCUGUCGGUCCACAGUCCCUCUUCGCCUCCAGCCAGUGCCGAAACGCGCAUGGCUCAGCGGAUGGCCAUCCUCAUCUUCACUAACUUCUUGUGUAUGGCACCGAUCUCUUUCUUCGCCCUCUCUGCCGCGAUCAAACAUCCCUUCAUCACUGUAUCCGGCUCCAAGCUGCUACUGGUUCUUUUCUACCCAAUCAACUCAUGCGCCGACCCCUUCCUGUACGGAUUCUGCACUCAGACAUUCCGCCGGGACUUCUUCCUUCUGGCGGCACGAUACGGCCUGUUUGCCACCAAAGCGCAGAUCUAUAGGACAGAUAGUUUCUCCGUUCAGCAGGCAGCAUGGAUUCAAAUGUCACCUAAGACCUACCAUGGGACAUUGUGUUCAGUGGUUCACAUCAGCCAUGCGCCCUUACCCUAACUCUUGACCUUUAUCAUCUCAUACUCUAAACCAAAGGCCAGGCUUAAGACACUGUGUUGGCUGGUACAAGCAACGACUGUUCUCUGUGUGGGACAGAACCCUAUUGCUUCAGAGUACACACACACACAAAAAUACGUAGACAGGAUGACAGUGUGUAUAGUACUGGGUGAUCUUCAGUCAUUGCAGGUGGUUGUACAGCACUUUUGUCUGCAAUUUAUUCCACAAAUUCAGCUGAUCACGUACCUUACUGAACCACCAUUCUGACUUCUCUCUGUCUUUGCGCUCCCCUUCUCGGUAAUCUAGCGUACAGUUUUUAAAGAUACAUAACAAUGUUUCUGUUGUUGUGUUUGUUGGUAUCCAUGAGCUGGGGGGGUUGAUUAGUCUCACCUGAGAUUACGAUGUCUCAGUGGUUGCCUUUGCACUUAUGACCAUGAGGAGAAAAAAAGAAAAUGAUGAGAAGAGAACAAAUCUGUGUUUCGCUGCGGGUGUAAACACAGCCAUAGUGAUUUGUUUUGAGGCCUUUGUCCCUAGAAUUAGAAAAUGUUUGAUAGCAGUGCCGCAGUGGUAGUUUCUGUGUGUGCUCUUUCUUUCAUUUCUCCAUCCUAUUCAUUUCUCACAUUGGAUUAUUUUUCAUUUUGCAGCUUAUCCAGAGCAUCUUGAAAGUGAAUACAUUUCCAUACCUUUUAAACACUGGCCCCCCCAUGGGAAUGAUCCCCCGCAAUCCUGGCCUGAUACAUGAAAAAUAACUUGCAGAAUUUGCAGUUAAUUGACAUUGUUUGUAAUUCAGUAGAAUUACUGGAAUGGAGGUUUGACACCUACUUCAGGGACAAAGACCAUAAAAAUAUUACUGUGAGACAUUGUAUUCCUGUCAGACCAACAGAUAAAAUGAAAGCAUUUGACUUGCUUUAAGUUUUUGAGGUGCACUUGGGCUUCAUUCAGCUUAAAAAGUUGGAAUUUUUGACAAUAUUCAAAUGUAUUUAACAUUUUAAAACAAAACAAAUGCAGACGUAUUAACAUUAUCAUCAAAGGUUUAUUUCUGGCCUGGUUUUCUCAUGAAACA